AUGCCUUCUCUUCGAUGGCCUCGUAAGGUCAUCCCUUCUGGGCCACUAAGCCAAAUGCUGAUCAAUGCAAAAGUUCGCCGUCGACGGAGCAAAAACGAGAAGCUUCCUGUCUAUCAGCUCCCAGUGGAGAUUCUCUCUUACAUCUUCUUCAUUUGUCGUCAGAUCAGCUGGGAACCGGUCGAAUCGAUCGAAGAUAUCCGCGAGCACGAUCUCCUUAACACAAAUGACCCGCGCAAUGCCACUCGAGAUUUGGCACGAAUCGUUUGGGACUGGACAAUUGUUACCCUCGUUUCUCACCGCUGGAGAGAAGUCGCGCUCAGUUGUCCUGGACUCUGGUCCGACUUCCACUGGUUCGAAUUCCAGGACCUAUUUUCCCUCCACGAAAAGUUGCGACGGUCGCAUUGUGUCCCAUUGUCGAUGCAAGUUCCUCUCGACGUCCCCCUCAAAGUUGCCACCGGGAUCUUUACUCUCGCCAGUCGUCUCAAAGAACUUGAACUGCAGCUCCUUUUGAGCGAUGGCGACGAUUUUGUUAACUGUGUCCAACGGUAUAUUCGAGGCUUUACAAUGGAGCGGCUUCAGAGUUUCGUAAUCACAGGAUACCGCACAGACAACCCCGUUGAUCCGUACACCCUCCCUGCGAACUUUCUUCAAGGCGCUACGCCGAUUCUCUCUCGACUCAAGGCUCGAGGAAUCCUUGGCUGGAAUGCUUCACUGCUUCGUGUGGGAAGCUUGACCUCUCUUGAGCUCAACGUGGUGCAUGCUCCAACUGCGGAAGAACUCUUCGACGUACUCAAAGCCCUGACGAACCUCAAAGAACUAAAGCUAAACACACCCCUUCCAGGGUAUGACAAGCUCCUCUUCUACAGUCGAGCCUCGCACGAACGCGUUUCCCUUCCCUCGCUCGAACUCUUCGAACUCGAGACCGAUCACUGGAGGCCUUCCACCGGACUCUUGCGAAACAUCACCCUACCACCUUCCGUGGUAGUAUCUCUUUGCACCACGAGCACCGCGAUCACCUCGACGACAGACUUCAAUGACAACGUUCCGUCGAUCUACCAACCUGAUGCCGAUAAUGUAAUCUUGCCUGAAGUAACCGAGUUCGUUAAAGCCUUGCGCGCGGCGUGGCUGAUCUCCGUGCCGGCCUCGAAUCCCCUCUUGCUCGACCUCAGAGCGUUCGGAUGGACCAGCGCUUUUAAGAAGAUGGUUUCACUCGAGAAUAGCGCCUGCCAGCUGCGAGAUGUUAUUUGGGAGGCUUGUGUGUCAUCUCUUACAGAUAGUGAGUUUGGCAGAGAUUUCAAGCGAUGGAUUCCUCCAGUGGAGAUCACGAUGAAAGUUGCUCGAUAG
Messenger RNA from Coprinopsis cinerea okayama7#130, 1344 nucleotides. RefSeq lists its product as hypothetical. The coding region runs from base 1 to 1344 and encodes 447 amino acids. NCBI's taxonomy places the organism in Eukaryota, Fungi, Basidiomycota, Agaricomycetes, Agaricales, Psathyrellaceae. The transcript has 2 exons. The record is from RefSeq and is a predicted model, not a curated record.